Helobdella robusta is the source of this 900-nucleotide messenger RNA. RefSeq lists its product as hypothetical. NCBI's taxonomy places the organism in Eukaryota, Metazoa, Annelida, Clitellata, Rhynchobdellida, Glossiphoniidae. The annotation marks the transcript as partial. Gene Ontology annotation, biological process: zinc ion transmembrane transport. The record is from RefSeq and is a predicted model, not a curated record. Gene Ontology annotation, molecular function: zinc ion transmembrane transporter activity. The transcript is spliced from 2 exons. Gene Ontology annotation, cellular component: plasma membrane.
CUGCACGCGAAAAUAGUAGCGGGCGUUGUCAUGUUGUUCUCCAUCUUAAUUUGUUUUCUUCUUCCAAUAAAAUUGAAUGUCUUCUUCAAAAAACGUGGUGAUAAAGGCCAGUAUUAUUUGGAUCUCUUAACCUGUUUUGCCGGGGGAGUGUUUCUUGCCGUCUAUCUGAUCUUCAUGGCGCCAGCUGUCAGAGAUUUGAUAUUAGAAAACCUGAUGAUACCAAAUAAUAUAUCCUAUCCUCUUCCAGAUGUCCUGAUUGGCGUCGGGUUUUUCCUUAUGCUUAUAUUAAACAGGGUAGUAGUCAGUUUCAAGUCAUCGACAUCAAUUUGUAUAAACAAUGGCCAGAAACUUACAUCAGACUCAGUAAUAGUUGAUGACAGUGAAUUAGAUAACAUAAUAACAAUUUUUGACCCAAACAACCCAUUUCCACUGGCAAGAAGAUCAUCAAUAACCGAUGUUGCCCACCAAGAUUCUGCCAUCAGAAGUGUAUUGAUGAUGUUGGCACUGUCUUUAGACUCGGUCUUUGAAGGAUUGACAACAGGACUAAAAACAACGACCAUGGAAGUCUGGGCAAUAUUUAUAGGCAACAUGGUCCACGAGACAAUAAUUGCCUUCUGCCUGGGUCUUCAACUUGUAAAAAUUUACAAAAAUCGUAAACUGCCAGUGAUAAUAUCCGCCGUUGCAUAUUCAUUAAUGAAUCCAGUGGGAUUAGCCAUUGCUACAGUUUGUUACGAAAGCCAAGGAUCGGGUCCAACACUGGAUCUCAUCAGUGGCUUCAUUCAAGGAGUUACAUCAGGGUGCUUCAUCUACGUGACAUUUUGCGAGAUCUUAGAAGGACAAAUCACACAUCAGAUGGCUUAUGGGAAAAUAUUUUCCAUGUUGGCUGGCUUCAUAAUUUUG